AUGAGCAGCAAUUCUGUGCGGGAGAACGAAGACCAUCACCGCGGCCACCGAAAGAGGGGAAGACAGGAAUUGAGGAAGAUUAAGAGAUCAUCCGGCAGAAGAACUGAAGAUGUAGAUGCUGAUAAAAUAGACUACGUGGCUGAGGAGCCUGUCGGCAGAAACGAUAAUGAUGCAGUGUCUGAUGUUGGUAGCGAGGAUGAUCUUGAUGUUGGGGAUGAAGAUGAGAAAAAGAAAAAAGUUUAUGACGCUUUACUGACCAUUCUCAAAUCCGAACAUCCAGAACCAAAGAGGAUGAAGACAAAGGCUGAGGAGAGCAGUGAUCGUACCACUCAAUCUGAUGGGAAUGAGAAUGCAGAGUCCGAGCCAGUUGACGACCAGUUAGAGAUAGAGAACGGUCUUUUGGGAGAUCGAGAGGAUGAAAGCGAGGAUGACGGCAGUGAAGAUGAGAAGCAUGACGAUGUAGAUAGCGAGGAUGAACAGGAUCCAUUCGAGUCGCACUUCAAUCAAGUCCCAGAGAAAGACGUCGACGAUUUGUCGAACGCUUUCAAGUCCAAAAACAUAAGAUACAAAUCUGUCAAGGCACCCCUAAACGGCGAUGAAUCGUACAUAUACGCCCAGCCAGUAGUAGUCGGUGAAGAGAGCUCUGUUGAAAGUCCCUACAAAUCAUCUUCCAUAUAUUCAUACUUUUUGAAACAAAGACUGAAAAUUCAAAAUGGGCUGCAGGAUAAAAAAAUCGAUCCUUUGAAUGCCUUGCAGAGAAAAUUAGUGGACCCUAUGUUCCAGUACAAAGAUAUACUGUAUGAGUAUGAUUCUUAUGAAAAGGACGAAGACGAAUACAGAGAUUUGUACACCUUACACGUAUUAAAUCACAUUUAUAAGACAAGAGAUAGAAUUUUGAAAAAUAAUCAAAGAUUGCAGGAUAAUCCAGACACUGAACACUUAGAUCAAGGUUUCACAAGACCAAAAGUGUUAAUUGUUGUCCCCACCAGAGAUGUCGCAUACCGUGUCGUUGAUAAAAUAAUUUCAAAAUCCGGUAUAGAUCAAGUCGACAAGAAGGGGAAAUUCUAUGACCAAUUCCGUGACGAUUCCUUGCCUCCAAAAUCCAAACCAAGAUCCUUUCAACACAUAUUUAAAGGGAAUACCAACGACUUUUUUGUUGUCGGUCUUAAGUUCACAAGAAAGGCCAUAAAGCUUUAUAGUAACUUCUAUCAAUCUGAUAUCAUCGUAUGCUCGCCCUUGGGUAUUCAAAUGAUCUUGGAAAAUACGGAUAAAAAAAAGAGGCAGGAUGAUUUCUUGUCUUCCAUAGAAAUAAUGGUCAUUGACCAAUUGCAUUCAAUAGAAUACCAAAACAUAUCUCAUAUUUUGACCAUCUUUGACCAUCUCAACAAAAUUCCAGACCAGCAACACGAAGCCGACUUUAGUAGAAUUCGCAUGUGGUAUAUCAAUGAACAAGCGAAGUUCUUCAGACAGACGAUGGUAUUUACAAAAUACAUUUCACCAACGGUCAAUUCGUUAAUCAACGGUAGAUGCCGUAACAUGGCAGGUAGAUGGAAAAAUCACAGAACAAUAGGACCGGAAACCUCCAGUAUCGGACAAUUGGGUUUGAAGAUUAGGCAAAUUUUUCAGAGAUUUGACACCAUAGGCAACUCAAUUGUAGAGGAACCUGAUUAUAGAUUCAAAUUCUUCACAAGUGUCAUGAUUCCCAGCAUUGUUAAAUCUACUGGUUAUGAAGAUGGUAUACUGAUUUAUAUCCCUGAUUAUACCGAUUUUAUCCGCAUAAGAAACUACAUGAAGGAAAAGACAACAAUUUUAUUUGGUGAUAUUAAUGAAUAUUCUAGUCAAAGACAGCUAAAUGCCAAUAGAUCAUUAUUCCAACAAGGCCGCUUGAAAGUUAUGCUGUAUACGGAGAGAUUGCACCAUUAUAGACGCUAUGAUAUCAAAGGUGUGAAAAGUGUAAUAUUUUAUAAGCCUCCAAACAAUCCCGAGUUUUAUAGUGAAACUGUCAGAUUUAUUGGUAAGAAUGCCUUUUCAGGUAACACUGAUUUGAACAUAUCCACUGUUAGAUGCAUUUACAGUAAAUUGGAUGGUAUUUCGUUGGAAAGAAUCGUGGGUACUAAAAGAGCAGCCGUACUAUCGCAUGCACAAAAGGAAGUAUAUGAGUUUAAGUGA
Molecule: messenger RNA, 2169 nt
Organism: Saccharomyces kudriavzevii IFO 1802
Lineage: Eukaryota; Fungi; Ascomycota; Saccharomycetes; Saccharomycetales; Saccharomycetaceae
Gene: UTP25
Product: rRNA-binding ribosome biosynthesis protein UTP25
Exons: 1
Coding region: 1-2169 (722 amino acids)
Biological process (GO): maturation of SSU-rRNA from tricistronic rRNA transcript (SSU-rRNA, 5.8S rRNA, LSU-rRNA)
Cellular component (GO): small-subunit processome; nucleolus
Molecular function (GO): U3 snoRNA binding; rRNA binding
Source: RefSeq, a predicted model, not a curated record